Durusdinium trenchii is the source of this 10551-nucleotide messenger RNA. Lineage: Eukaryota; Dinophyceae; Suessiales; Symbiodiniaceae. The record is from the annotation of a GenBank genome assembly.
AUGCCGGCACAUCCCUUCCAAUGGACAAGGUUGAAGAACUCCGGGAAUGUCUCCGUGUCCCCUCGUGCGGGCCAUACCAUCACCCUGAGUUCUGUGGGCUUUCUGCUCUAUGGCGGCAUGGAUGGCCGCCGGAACGAUCAAGGGAAUCCGGCACCGAACAGCGAUCUCUACUUGCUGAAAGUUGGAGGCAAAACCUUCCAGUGGGAGCAGGUGGAGGUCGACCCAGGGUCUCAACUGCCUCCUGCUCGGACACUGCAUACUGCCUUGGCCAUCAGCCAAGAUGAGGUCUUUGUGUUUGGAGGCAUUCACUCCGCUACUCCGGACCGCGUGUUGAACGAUGGUUGGAUCCUGGACACUGGCUGCUAUGAAUGGAAGCAUGUGGGUUUCCUGGCGGAAUACGGCGGAAAUACGGUUCACUGGACACGACCGGACACGACGUCGUGUCCGAGGAAGCGCUUGUCGGGGAAGAUUUUGGAGCACCCCUACGUGGCCGCGCAAGCGGAGGUCAUCGGACAAGGCGAGAGCAUGCGCCGGAACACCGGCACACGCCGCAUCAGCGGCAUGGCGCAGACCGCGCGGAGCGCGGUGAGCGGGCUGAACUUCGAGACCCUGGCGCUGGCGGCAUCCAAGGCCGUCGUGGGCGCUUCGAUGAGCAUUGGCGGCGAAUCGGGCGGCGACGGAGGGUCUUCGAGAAAAUCCUGGAAGAAGUUCCUGGCAAAGCAGAUGACGUCCAGCGUGAAAGCGGGUGACUUGGAGUGGUUAGCGUGCAGAUGGACGCGUUUCCAGCCCAAAGACGAGGCGGGAUUAGUGAACUUCGAGGAGGAACAGUUUUUGGAAGAUCCUUGGACCAAGAAUUCAAGUGAAUUCGCUGACUUUUGUCGGGUGGAAUGCUCUGAAAUCAUUUGGCCAAAAAACCCUUUGCAGGACAUUCUGACAAUGGUAUGUGCCACAGCUCAAGGGAACGAGGACGAGGAUGCCAGCAAAGGACCCGCGCCACGUGGCAAUCAUAGUACUUGCCUCUAUGAGAAUACCAUCAUUCUUUUCGGUGGGCAUGGUGGCUUUGGCUACCAGCGGAAAGCCUUCAACGAUGUUUGGGCUUUGAACCUAGAUUCAUUCCGUUGGACAGAGCUCCUGUGCCAUGGCAACCCUCCGGCACCACGCAGUGGGCAUUGUGCUUUCCAAAAGGAUGGCUUUGUGUAUAUCUUUGGUGGGUGGAAUGGAGAGUCACAGUUCAACGACCUGUUCAUGCUGGACGUGGAGAAUAAGGACUGGUCGGAUGUGGACCUCAACUGGAGCGUGCCGCGCUGGAACAUGGCGGUCCAGCUCGUCGAGGCGAUCCCUUCGUGGCGUGUCUUCGUCUUCGGCGGCUCGGCGGACCGCCACGGCGAGGGGCGGACCAUGGGCAGCUACGAUCGCGAGCUGGGAGUCUUAGACUUGGGCGACGAGCGUUCCUGGCUCUCGCUCUCUCCUGAGCGUGCGAAGCUCGAUGGCUGGGCCAACAAGUGGUUGGACGACUGCUGGCAGAUCGACGUCUCCUCCAUUGUAGGACCGCCAUAUGCCAUCGUGAAGGUCGAGCCAUCCUUGGGGCCGGUUUCUGGAAGCCAGAAAGUGCAGAUCUUCGGUGUGGGCUUCCUCUCAGUACCUGGUGUGGCGGUGAUACGCUUCACUGGGGGAAAUGGGAAGAGCGUCGAAGCGCAAGGGACGAUCUUGGAUGAUGAGCUGGUGGAGUGUCUCACGCCCAAGGCAGAGGGAAUUGGACCCCGAAGCUGUGAAGUGCGAAUUGCCAUCGGCGUGAAGGACUUCACCACCACGAUGGCGGAGUUCCAGUACUUCAUGAAUACAGUGCCAGAGAGGUCGUUGUGCUACGGCCCUGGGCUACUCAUGGAGCAGCAAGCGGAGUCCACGACACGCUUCCGGAUACAAGCCAGGAAUCAGGCGGGUGACAACCGCAAGUCUGGCAGAGACGAGUGGGUCAUACAAGUGCAGCACGUCUAUGUGAAUGAGAAGGGCAAGGAGUCCCUCCGGGAGCUGCCCCAUGAGAUCAUCGACUUUGACACGGGGCAAUACGAGGUCAGAUACAUUCCAGAACCUGGAGAUCUCAUCAUCAGAGUCAGUAUGGUGGACGAGCUUGGAAAGCCACGACCGAUCCGUGGAAGUCCCUUCAAAGCCUCGAGUAUUCAGUACGCCAAGAACCGCGCGAAUGAAUAUUUGGGCCCCAUCGUCCACAGCUGGCUCUCGCAAACGUUGAAGUCCUUGGAUGAUUUCUAUCGCAGCACCGAGACUGGUCAAGGGGCCAAGUUGAACGAGGAGGAUGUGAAGGGACUCAUCAAGGUGAUGAAUCACAUCCAAGACCUCUACAAGAACGAAUCUGAGUUGAUUCGCCUCCAGGAUUGCAUCUAUGAGACCUUGGCUCACAUCGAGCGUGAAGGAGUACCAGUGGAGAAGCAGUUGAAGAGCUUGAAGAAGGUGUGCAACGCUUUGGUGCAUUUGCGCACCUUGUGCCAUUCUACUGAACAGGCCAUCCAGCCCAUGGUGCAGGUGCAAAGCGAGAUCUACAAAGGAAGGAUUGCCGCCUUUGAGCAGUCACUGAGAAGCUAUCAAGCAGGGCUCAAGCAAGAGGCCUACUACUACUACAGGUCCGGUGUGGAGUUGGCCUUCCAACGGAUCCAGACCGUGACCACACACCUGGACAUGACGCUCGACCGGACUUCACCGUGGCACCUGAUCGCCAAGAAUUUUGACUACCCCGACGAGGUGAAAGAGUCCUUCAAAAUCAUGAACAUGAUGCGCGAGGAUGUGGCGUUGAUCAAAUCCUUGUGGGACCAUGAGGUGGCGCGCAUCCGGCUCGCCGAGUCGUAUUUGGUGAAGCGCUGGGGCACCGUGGAUGCCCUGCAGAUGGAGGAUGAUAUCAAGACCAACUUCAAGAAGUUGAAGGAGUACAAGGUGGACAAACGAUUGGACGUCUACACAGGGAUGCAGGAGGUGAUCAAGCGAUGGGUGAUCUUCUGCCCGUUGGUCGCCGAGUUGCUGGACCCUUCGAUGCGGCCCCGGCAUUGGAUGGCCUUGGUGCACCUUUGUGGGAAAUCGGUGGAUGUGUCCAAAGUCAAAGACCUCUUGCUUCGAGACAUGUGGACCUUAGAGCUCUACAAGCACCCACAGGAAGUGGAAGAGAUCGGAGAGCAGGCAAAACAGGAGUCCAAAAUGGAAGGCACCAUCGCAAAACUACAUCGAAUUUGGUCCGCCGUGGAGUUCGUGUAUGAAAAGCACAAGGGGAGCGAUGUGAUGCUUAUGCAUCUGAAGGAUGAAGAUGUGGAGACCCUGGAGGAGAACCAGGUGCAAGUGCAGAACAUGUUUGCCUCGCGCUUUUUGUCCACUUUCGAGGAACAGGUUCUGUUCUGGCAGAAGACCUUGGCCUCCAUCAGUGAGACGUCAAGCUUGCUCAGUGAAGUGAUUCGGACCUGGGUCUUUCUGGAGAAUCUCUUCAUCCACUCGGAGGAGGUGAAGAAGGAGCUACCCGACGAGACCGAACGCUUCAUGGACAUUGACGAGGAUGUGAAGGCCCUCCUAGCAAGGGGCUAUGAAGCCCGCUUCGCCAAGCAGUUCUGUUGUGAGCCCAGCGACUGGGAGAAGACUCAACAACAGCUCCUGAUGUGCGAAAAGGCCUUGAAUGAGUUUAUGGAUGGCAAACGCCAGGCCUUUCCACGGUUCUAUUUCAUGUCCUCGGCGGAUCUUCUGGAUGUCCUCAGCAACGGCAACAAUCCCGCGCGUGUGGUGCACCACUUCCCCAAGUUCUUCAACGCCAUUGAGAAGUACGACCUGGAGUUCCCAGAUGGACCCACGUCCCGGCCCUAUGCCAGUGGCUUACAUGCGGCCAUUGGCAAGGAGUAUGUGCCCUUCUUCGAGGCAUUGCACUUGGUGGGCAAAGUGGAGAUGUACUUGGAGCGAUGCAUCGAAACCUUCCGCACCACCUUGCGGCACUUCGCCCUCAACGACCUGCGGAGCUACGCGGAAAACGACUGCCAGGUGGAUGGACCUGCACGAGGCAAGUGGCUCUUGGGGGUCAAGGCAGCACAAGGUGCUUUGCUCGUGCAGCUCAUCACCUGGGUUCAGUUGGUGGAGUCCGCCUUCCAGGCGGCGGUGGUCUCGGAAGAUGAGGCGAUCCUGGACGAGCAAGAUGGGCAGAAGAAGGUGGAGGAGGCCUGGCGUCGCCAACAAGAGCUCCUCCUGGACCUCAUCCGCCUCACACAAACCGACCUGGACAAGCCGGCCCGACAGAAGGUGAUGUGUGCCAUCACCCUGGAUGCGCACAACCGGGACGUACAGGAGCGAUUGGUUCGAGACAAGGUCACUUCGGCGGACGCCUUCCAAUGGCAAAGCAUGCUGAAGAGCUAUUGGAUCCUGGAUGAAGAACAUGAAGCAAAUGCGCAGAUGCAGAUUUGCGAUGCACGCAUUUGGUAUGCCUACGAAUAUCUGGGGAACGGACCUCGCCUAGUCGUAACUCCCUUAACGGACCGGAUCUAUGUCACUGCCACCCAAGCACUGCACCUGCACAUGGGCUGCGCCCCUGCGGGGCCUGCGGGCACGGGUAAGACGGAGAGUACCAAGGAUUUGGCCAACGCUUUGGCACGUGCCUGCUACGUGAUCAACGCAGCCCCUGAGAUGGACUACCUCACCCUGGGGAACAUCUUCAAGGGCUUAGCUGCUAGCGGCUCCUGGGGAUGUUUCGAUGAGUUCAACCGCUUGGUGCCCGAAGUCCUCUCUGUGUGCACGGUUCAAUUCAAGGCGGUGUGCGAUGCCCUGCGCCAGCACGCAGCGCGCUUCAUUUUGCAGGGCGAUGAGAUUCAGCUGGACCGAGGUGUGGGGGUCUUCAUCACCAUGAACCCGGGCUACUUGGGCCGUAGUGAGCUGCCCGAAGGCUUGAAGGCACUCUUCCGGCCCAUUACGGUGAUGGUGCCCGACUUCAUGCUCAUCAUGGAGAACAUGUUCAUGUCCGAGGGCUUCUUAGACGCCAAAAAGUUGGCACUCAAGUUUUCCACCCUCUACGCGCUGAACAAGGACCUCUUGUCCAAAUCGAACAAGUACGAUUGGGGUAUGCGUGCCAUCAAGUCAGUGCUUGUGGUGGCAGGUGGCUUCAAGCGCGCGGACCCACGCCUUUCCGAGCAGGCGGUUCUCAUGCGAUCUUUGCGGGACACCAACGUGGCCAAGAUCGAAGGAGAUGAUUUGAAGAUCUUCAUGGGACUUUUGGCGGACCUUUUCCCAGGAGUCCAGGUGCCACGAGCGAGGGAUACUGAGUUCGAAGAGAUUGUGGUGGACACGAUGGAAAAUGAGUUCGGCUUCACCAAUGACCCAGAUGGAUAUUUGCUGCUGAAAAUCUCUCAGCUGAUCGAAUUGCUGGAUAUUCGCCAUUCGGUCUUCCUCAUGGGCAAUCCUGGAAGCUUCAAGUCUUUCCUGUGGAAAGUCCUCAAGAAUGCCAAGACGAAGCGGGGCGACAAGACGACGGUGGUGGAUUUCAGCCCAAAAGCCAUUUCCACCAACGAGCUGUAUGGCAGCGUGAACAUGCACACCCGUGAGUGGAAGGAUGGCAUUUUGUCCAAGACCAUGCGCGACCUGGGGCAGAUCCCUGACACGCAUCCCAAGUGGAUCAUGCUGGAUGGCGAUUUGGACGCCAACUGGAUUGAGUCCAUGAACAGCGUGAUGGAUGAUAGUCGCUUGCUCACGUUGCCCUCCAAUGAGCGAAUUCCCUUGAAGCUGCACAUGACGCUCGGCUCGGCCCGGCUCGGUCGUUGGUCGGCGGCGAAAGCCACGAGGAAGGUGAAGGUGGUGAACUGGACACCCGUGAAGAUGAUCUUCGAGAUCCGCGACUUAAACUAUGCCACCCCGGCCACCGCCACCCGCGCGGGCAUCGUGUGUAUGUCGGACAAAGAAGGGGUCCAAUGGCAGUGCUAUGUGAAGUCCUGGGUGAAAAAGCUCUCAUAUUCGGACACUGUCAAGGAGCAAUUAUCCAACUUCUUCCAGAAGUACUGCCCGCCGACCUUGGCCUGGAUUCGAAAGACGGCCAAGCUGCAAGUGCCAUAUGUUGAGAUCUCCUUGGUGAGCUCCUUAUGCAGUUUGUUAGACGCCCGCUUGACCUCUCAGAAUUUGGAGUCCUUGGAAACCUGGUUUGCCUUCAGCACCAUCUUCGCCACGGGCAGUUGUCUGGCAGAGGUGGAUGGCGUCGACUACCGGAAGGCCUUCAGCAACUGGUGGAAGACGGAGAUGAAGACGGUGAAGUAUCCCACCAAAGGCUUGGUCUUCGACCUCUACGUGCGAGACAUGCGGCUGGAGGAAUGGAGCGGUUUGGUGGAGCCGAUCCACUACCGAUCCACCACACCCAUGGGUGAGAUCACCGUCCCCACCACCGAAACCGUUUGUCUGGAUUACUUCAUGAGAGCUUUGAUCGAGGUGCAACACCCGGUGAUGCUCAUUGGCUUGGCAGGUUGCGGCAAGACGCAGUCCUGUACGGGAUUGCUCAAGAAGCUGAAUCAUGAGGUCUUCAUGGGUUACAAGAUGAACAUGAGCUAUUACACAGAUUCCGCCAUGCUACAGACGAUGAUGGAGAUCCCGCUGGAAAAGAAAGCGGGAAAGCUGUAUGCCCCACCUGGCAAGCUGCAGAUGAUGCUUCACAUGAACUGGAUCUACUUCAUCGAUGACUUGAACAUGCCUGCCUUAGACAAGUACAACACACAGUCAGCCAUCGAACUCAUCAAACAGAAGCAGGACUACAACCAUUGGUAUGACCGCGCCAAGAUUCAGAUCAAGGACAUCGGAUCCACGCAGUACCUCUGCUGCAUGAACCCCACGGCGGGCUCCUUCACGGUGAACCAGCGGCUCCAGCGACACUUCUGGACCUGCUCGGUGCAGUUCCCGGAGCAAAACGCGCUCAAUGUGAUCUAUGCCACAUUCAUGAAGGGCCACUUCGACACUUACUCCUUCAAAGUUCAAGUGCAGGAGAUCGCCAAUUGGGUCAUCAAAGUGCCACGGCUGAAAGUCCUCAAGAGUGCCACGACUCCCCCCCAGACCCUCGACCCGCUCAUUUUUGUGCGUCAAGAAAUCAUCAAAAGCUUGGCUCAAGAGGGUUUGCAAUGGUUUGGAAGGAACAUGCACUAUGAGUUCAAUAUUCGGCACAUGAGCGGCGUCUUUGCGGGGCUCUUGAAGGCCAAGCCGAGUGAGUUCAACGACGCCGAGAAGCUGGUGCUCUUAUGGAUCCAUGAGACCUGGCUGAGCUGCUCUCAACCUUUGAGAGAGUUCAGCGUCUACAAAGGAUUCGUCCUUCCCGCCCGUGUCCUUUGUUCCGUGCGUUUCCUUUGCACCUGCGCCAUGGCUUGGUUGAACCGCACUCUGGCCUUGGUUGACGAAGCUCUCACUGAGCAUCGUAGGCCCGCUGUCCUGGAAUUCUUCAAGAGCCGUGAAUUUCCUACAUCCCAGGUGUGUGAUGGCCAGUCCUGCAUUGUGAUGGGAACUUUGAUCAACAGAUCACAAGACCACAUCCGCAUUGCUCAGAUGAAGUUUGUCCCUGGCCAGGGAUGGACGCAACCAGACGCUGAUCCCAAAGAAGUGUUGGUUAUGGUCCCCAACCUGAGCAGAAGGCACCUCAAGAUUGACGCUGGAGAGCAAGUCUUGUGCUGUGGUAAAUGCAUUAACUCUGAAAAUGAGGCCCUUACCUUUGACGAACAAGUCCUCAUACUUCCACGCCCAGUGUGGAUGUCAGAUAUGCCGAUUAACACAGUUCACUAUUUUGCUGGAGCCUUCGGAGGUUGGUCCCGUGCCUUGCAGUGGCUAUGUCAGCAUACCAAAUCCUGGACCCUUGGGACACAGAUUUCAGUGGACGCUGAUGCAACGGUCAUGAACAUUUGGGCAGAACAGCAUGGUCAAGCAGCCUGGCAUGGCAAAACAUCACCGACGUGCUCGUGGGACCCCAGCAGCCAUGUUGGCCUUUGCACGCAUGUGGGAGACAAAUCGCUGUUAACCAGGUGUGCAUUCCCGACAAACAGCUGUUCUACUAUGUCCCCGCCAUGCAUCAGUUGGUCUCGGGGAGGGAAAUCCCAGGGCCUGGAUUGUGCUGCUGGCUAUGCUUUCUUCGAAUGCAUUCAGGCCAUUGACCUCCAACAACCCAUCAUGGUACUAGCCGAAUGUGCUGAUGAAACUCCCCAGCACCCGCAUUUUGACAUCCUUCGUCAAGCCAUGUUGCUCAUUGGGUACAAGCCGCUGUGGGAACAGGUGACCCCACUGCACCUCCUGUCCCACAAUAUGAGAACUCGGUGGCUCGCAGCAUGGAUCAGAUCCGAUGUUUCUGGAUGCAAAUUUGAUGCAGUGAUUAUUCCAAGAGCACCGCCAACAACACCAUGGCACUCAGAGGUGAACAACUUGUGGAUUCCACCAGAGGUAGCAUCUCAGCUUCACGUCACCAAGGAAGCCAAAGCAAAGUACGUUGACCCUCAAUUUUUGCCGCAAGCCAAGAAAGCAAGAGUUAGUGGUGGCUCAGCCAAUGAAGUACUGCGACUCCGACUUGCAGCACGGGAUGAACCACUGCCUACGCUGUGUAGUUCCUAUUCGUCGCAGCACAUGUUGGAUCCAGUUCAUUUGGCAAACAAGGGAAUCUUUGCAGUGUUGGAUGCCUGUGGUGAUGAGGUUUCUUUUCUGAGCCCCCCUGAUUCCAUUGUUCUGCCGUGUGCAGUUUCUGAGGCGUUCCAUGGACCUAGCAAUGCUAUCGCUCAGCCACAUGCCCUCCUCGCUUGGUCUGUUGCUUUGCGUGCUUUGUCCACACAGUCUGAGGCACCUGAGUUCCUCAUUCGAGAAGCCUGGCAGCAGAGAAUCACGUCCCUUAAUGCAGUUGUGCAGAAGAAGGGCCAAUGGUUGUGGGUCCAGAAGCUAGAAGUUUUCGUGAAAGCAUUGGACUUCCGGUUUUAUUUCUUGCCAGACCCUGCUGUCAGGUACAUUCUGAUCAAAACCUGCUUGCACUCCGCAGGAACCAGCAGGCUCACUCACGUUCCGGCAAGCGCCACGCUGUUCGAAGCACUCCAAUGCAUCCUGACCUUUGCGGACACCAACCCAGAGGAUGUCACGUUUGACCAGGCACUCGGCCCAAUCAUGCGAGAGGAACUUGCCGCCACGUCACUUGAUGGGAACAAAAUCAUUCGUUGCUUCUGGAAAAAUCAACUCAUUGCCACACUGGCACUUGAGUCGAAGUUUGAUGGUAUGCACCUUGUGGAAGACAUCAUUUCACCAACUCAACCCUUCGAGUUUCAGGAGCCUGCAGACAGCAUUGUGAUUUCGUGUGUCGAUCAAGUGUAUGCAAGCCUCACAGCACACCCAACCUUCAUGCAUGCCAUCACCUUCAUGGAGUUUUGUGCCAAAGCCUGCCGAGAGUUGCGAAACCCUUCGCAUUGUGCCAUCGCAUGGGAGCAACCACCUUUGCUUUUUGCUAUCCAAACACCGCAGGAGCAGAGUGUAGCGUUCAUCCAAAUGCAGCUGAACCAGCAGAGGGCACCGCAGUAUGCCACUUCGAUUGGGCUUCAGCGAUGGGACCCCAAGUUUGAUGAUUUUAAUGAUGACCUGUUUGGGGAAACCAAUUUUGCCACGCAUGGCCGUACGCUGAUGCUCUUGCAAGUGCAAGCCCAUUGGGCCCUCAUUGAGACUGUCCAGAACUCAGGAAGCAUCACUGUCAAUGUCUUUGGUCUGCCGCAAGCCCUCGCUGUUCGUGCAGCUCACAUCACAUGUCGACUCGUUGACAUUGCACCAAGCCGUGCCAGCAUUGAGUUGCACUUGACCCCUCUUGAUGAGAACAUGUGUGGAUGGUGUUUGAUCUAUCGCCUCUUUCGAGCAGUUGGACUUCAUGAAUGCCUCCCUGAUGGCUUGUCCAGAAGCUCAGGCCUCAACCCACAUCACAUUGAAGCCAUCAUUGCAUCUGUGCUUGCCACAAAACGGGAGUGGGAUCGCUACACAGCUGAUGCGGACUUGAAAAGCUUUGCCUUUCGCUAUCGCCUCAAUUUCUUGCUUCACCUUGCCUCCAUUGAGAGCACUGCGGGACUUGCCACGGAAAGCAUGUGUGGGAUUUUGUGGUCUUUGUCCAUGGCCCUUCCGAGCGCAGAGAACAAAGUGAGAUCCUUGGUCAUGCCCUUGCGACGAAGAUCCUCCAUGGAGACUGUGUUGUCCAGGCGGAGCUGUGACUCCCAAGAAUUGCCAGAUGCCUCCACAGAGGCGCCAAGUGCUUCAGUCGAUCCUCUUACCAUCCACGAUCCAUGGGCGAGGGCCAAGAGCCCUCCAUCGAAGUGGGAAGACCUCAUCCUUUCCAAGAGUCACCCAUUUCUGGAUGAAAAGGGCAAUCAGUUGGCCCAAUUGCACAGACUUCAAGCCACCAACCUCACGGGUGGCAUCAUCAUGACAACUCGUCAGUAUGUUGUCGAAGCAGUGAACAAAGCCGUAGGGACACCACCAGUCUCCGCCCCUUUGUCCUCCACGGCAGAAAGCAAGCGCAUCGAGACCCUCGAGGCAAGGUCGAAGUACUUGGAGUAA